AUGGUCUCCAAUCGUUACAAAGACACCAUCCCCCUCGACCUCGACCUCGACACCUCCCUCGCCCCCUCCCAGCUCGCAACGCUAUCGACAAUCAUCACCCACCGCACAAUCCGCAGCUUCCACAACACCCCUCUCCCCUCCUCAACCCUCCCAAUCCUCCUCGUCAGCGCCCAAAGCGCCUCGACCUCCUCAAUGCUCCAAACAUACAGCAUCCUCGCCAUCCGCGAUUCAGCACACAAGGCCGCCGUCGCCCAGCUCUCGGGAAACCAACCCUUCCUCCACUCCGCACCCCUCUUCCUCAUCUUCUGCGCAGACCUGGCCCGAAUUGCCAGCCUCGUGACCAAAAACAAAACACUGGGGAAGCCACUCGAGAAGUUUGACAUGCUGCUUACAGCGAGCAUCGGCACCUCGAUCGCGGGACAGAAUGCGGCUAUUGCCGCUGAGGCGCUGGGGCUGGGGAUAAGCUAUGUCGGCGGGGUACGGAAUCAUGCUGCGGAAUUGUCGGAGCUACUUCGCCUCCCGCCACGCGUCUUUUCGCUGUUUGGGAUUGCGGUUGGGUAUGCGGAUACUUCUGUGGAGGAGGGGGUGAAGCCGCGAUUGCCGAUGAGCGAGAUGUUGCAUCUGGAGACGUGGGAUGAUAGCGAGCAGGAGCGGAAUGUGGAGAGAUAUGAUGAGGUACUCGGGAGGCAUUAUCAUCGGUAUUUGAAUGUUGGACGCAACCAUUGGAGUGAGUUUGUGGCGCGGUGGCAUGCGGAUGGGGGCUUGGAGGGGAGGGAGCACGUUAGGGGGGUCUUGGAGGGGCAGGGGUUUGGGUUGGAAUAGGCUUACAGGGUGUGGAUAUUUUAUUGCUGUGUUCUUUGUUUAUUCGUUCUUGUACCAUAGGUUGAGUUAUGGUGUGGGAGACAGAGUUUGCGGGUUAGUAGGGUUUUUCAUAUGCAAAAUGAAAUCUGGAGAGGAAAGCACCGCCAGUUGGAGGUUCCUGUUUUGCACGGAACCCAAAGAGGAAGGAGCGGUUGAUGGCCCAGGCCCAGGGUCGCUCUUUCCUCAUUUUCCAAAAUGAAUUCAAAAGGGAAGGCACGAAGGGUGGCGGUUUCCUGUGUUGUUGAAGAUCUAAAUGGAAGGAGCGGCCCAUGAGGUGCCCAAUGGCACAGGGCGAGUGCCUGCCAAAAGGAGUCAACAAUAAUUUGGCCUCUUCCAUCAUCAGCUGAAUAUACGAUAAAAGCAUGGCGCUAAGGAUUCC
Messenger RNA from Aspergillus calidoustus, 1240 nucleotides. The record is from the annotation of a GenBank genome assembly. Lineage: Eukaryota; Fungi; Ascomycota; Eurotiomycetes; Eurotiales; Aspergillaceae.